Periconia digitata is the source of this 2069-nucleotide messenger RNA. NCBI's taxonomy places the organism in Eukaryota, Fungi, Ascomycota, Dothideomycetes, Pleosporales, Periconiaceae. The record is from the annotation of a GenBank genome assembly.
UAUAUCUAGCUGUUUUGUCCGUUUUUCUUCUAGUUUUGCGAUAUUCCACCCAUUCUCCUUUCGCCUCAAUGCUGGGUUUCGAUGCGAUUCUUCAGCCCGGCCAGGACGCCAAGCCUACAUACAUGAUUCUGCCUCCAAACGACCCGUCACCCCAGCCAUCAAGACGGAAAUAUCUUCAAGGGUGGAGAUUUGGUGCCAUUAACUGCGGAAUUGCGGCUUCCGUGGUUUUCCUCGUAAAUCUCGUGGCCACAAUAGUCUGUACCCGACACAGCCGCGAUGAGCCGCUGUACAAGGGCGAUUGCGAGAGGGCACGUCAAAUCAACACCGCACUACACAUAUUCAUCAACAUACUAAGCACAGUUCUGCUGAGUUCAAGCAAUUACUGCAUGCAAUGCUUGUCAGCACCAACAAGAAAAGAUGUGGAUGCUGCGCAUGCUCUGAAUAAAUGGCUUGAUAUUGGUAUCAUGAGCUAUCGCAACCUGCGGUUUAUUAGCAAAAAGCGUGUUGCAUUAUGGGCUCUUCUAGCGCUUUCUUCUGUCCCUCUACACCUUAUGUUUAACUCCGUUGUAUACAUGUCUAUUACAGAUCAUGAGUACUCUGUGUUUGGAGUAACUCAAUCAUUCAUCAAUAGUUCUGGAUGUGAGGGUUGUUCCGAGAUGUACCGACCAGAUUCCAUCCGUGUGGAGGAUGGGCCAUCAUCUGAAUACGAGAACACUGUAUUACUCCAGAACCUACACCGGCAAGCCUAUGAAGGCCGUCUAGAGAGACUCGAAAAUCUUGACUGCAUCAAUGCAUACGCGAGAUUAAUACAAUCUGACCGCCGAAACUUGUUCCUGGUUUUUCGAGACGAUGAUGCUCCAAUCGUACGAUGGAUUACAUUCUCGGAAGCAUCGCCUGUCUUUUGGGCACACAGCAUGCAUUUUUACGACCCCGUUCCUUACUCAUGGAUCAGUCCACCACCUUUCAAAAACACCUUCAACGAAUUACAAAACUCACCUGCAAACUGGACUGUCGAAUCCUGCGACGACUACUGGUGUGACGACUCAAGCCCAAGUGGCCCGAUCCAGUACUGCUUAAGUGAAAAGAUAGAACCACAAUGCCAAAUUCGUUGGAGCACGGAAAUUGCAAUGGUGGUAGUGUUGCUUAAUUUCCUCAAGACUACAGAUAUGUGUCUUGUGUCGAUGGAUGAUGCGAUACUCAUUCAAAAAAAGAGUUUUAAGAUUAGGGCAAGGCGUUGGAACGGUCAAAGACACAAAUGGAAAGAUGCUGUUAGCGGUCCUCGUUCCGGUUUUCUCUUUUUGCUGGUUCUCGCUAUCCUCACAGCUAUAAGCUUCUUACUCCAUAAGUCUAUCCAAAUCUAUAAUGAUUCAGACAGAGAAAAAUUGGCAAAUUGGACUGAGAUAGGUUUCGGGGCCAUCGAUCCUCGAACAAUGAUCGAUAUCGGAUCUCCAAACGUGCUUGCCAACGCUUUGGUAGCCAACAGCGCACAACUAGCCGUCUCAGUAUUUUAUUUCUCAUAUAAUAGCCUAUUCACAAACAUGGUUCUAGGAUACGAAUGGGCCACGUACGCUUACCAGAAGAAAGGACUGAGGGUGACUACUCAGGCCAAAGGAGAUCAAAGAUCAUCCUAUUUCCUAUCUCUGCCGUAUCGAUUCGCGUUGCCAAUGAUGAUAGCAAGUGGUCUUAUGCAUUGGGUUAUGUCACAAAGUUUUUUCUUUGUCGCACUUGACAGAUACUCUGCUUAUAAUCUAGUCGGCUACACAAAAUCCUUCAAGUGUGGAUUUUCGCCGAUUGCAAUCAUAACAGGGCUCGUGGUUGUAGUGGUACUGCUGCUUGUGGCAUUUGUGGUUGGAAAUCUACGCCACCCCCACAAUACCAUUCUUGUUGGAAGCUGCAGUAUCGCGAUAAGUGCCGCCUGUCACCCCUUGUUGUCUGGAGAGGACGAAGGCAGGGAUCUUGCCCAGGAAAAGUUGCAAUGGGGCGUGGUUGGUGAGAAUCCGGAUGGGUCGGGUCAUUGCUCGUUUUCGGGAGGACCUGUGGAUGAGUUAAAGAAAGGAGGAAUGUAUUAA